AUGCCGGUGGAGGAGGCCGACCAGAUCUACCUGCUCAUGAAGGAGGACUACCGCAUCUCCAGGAAUGUGCGUCUGGCCUGGUUCCUCAGCAAGCUGAAUCAAAGCAUCAGGCCGGCCUCUCCGUCUGAACUGCAAACCUCUGAGAAUGAGCUGGACCUGAUAGCUGUCCAUCCCAAGGGAUGGCAGCCAGAAUCCCCCCCCACCACAGACCCCUGCACGUUGAUGCCGUCCACCCGGGCAACCUUUCUGGCCCGCCGGUACCGCUUCAUCAUAGAGCUGGACCUCAGCCCUUCCACAGGGAUUGUGGACGACAGCACAGGAGAGAUGAUCUUUGAUGAAGUCUUUCACGCCUUGUCCAAGUGCCUGGCUGGGCUGGCUCAACCCUUCAAAGUUCCUGGAACAGAUCAGCUUUUCAGGCCCAAAAUCUUUAUCACCAUUCUGGUUUAUUCCUCAAUUAUUGGUCUCACUUCACCCCAGGUUCUGGUGCAGGGCUGUCAGCUCGAUAAAACCAAUCUGAAGGAGUUCGUUCUUCAGAUCUACCAACAGCUCAGAAAUCUGGAGAGCAACACGGCAAAGGUUCUGCAUCAGCAACGGCAACAGAUGGUGGAACCAGGACUGGGACUGAGCAGCAGUGUGGAGGACCAACCCCCCAGGAAUCAGGGGAUGUCGGUGGUGUCUGCCGAUAUGGGGCUGGUCAGCAUGGUUCGCCAAGGGAUCCUGGCCCUCCAGCUGCUGCCUUCUAACUCCAGUGCAGGCAUCAUCAUCAUCACUGACGGUGUGACCAGCGUUCCUGAUGUGGGCGUGUGCGAAACGCUGCUGAACCAGCUGAGGAGUGGAACCAUCACAUGUUCCUUUGUGCAGGUCGGCGGUGCUUACUCCUACGACUGCAGCUUCGGCUACAUCCCUAAUGUAGAGCUGAUGAAGUUCAUGUCUUUGGCCACCUUUGGGUCCUAUUUGCCCAGCUGCCCUGAAGUAGACAAGAACAGCCAUGAGAUGAAUGCCUACCACAGGGCCUUCCUGACCUACUCCUUCCUCAAGACCCCAGAGUCCAUGAACUCCGAGUUCUUCUGCGUUUCCCAAGACAAACUCUUCAAUGAGCACCUGGUGUCGGCCAGCGGUAACCCCGCCCUGGUGAUGAGGAGAAAGAAGCACACAGAGAAAGAGGUCCACGCUCAUCUGAUCAGUGCCGUGUCCGUGAGGCUGAGGGAAGGCUACACCGUCAGAGACAUCAGCCUCACCAAAGGUGGAACCCAGCUGGAGGUGAAGCUGGCUUUGCUGUGGAAACACAACAUGCAUAUAGAGUACCUAGCAGCCGCCACCUGGCCAUUAGACCCAUCCAACAGGAGCACUAAGGUGGAGGUAACCAUGGAAGGCAGCUACGACAUCCUGCACGAUAUCAGCUGCACGCAGCGGAAGCCCAUCACCAGCCCGUACCGCACCUCCGUCAUCCGCCGCUUCUGGAACACGCUUCAGAGCAUCAACCAAACUGACCAGAUGUUGGUGCAUCUGCAGUCGUUCAAUUCCAUCCCGGAGAAUUACACCAUUCCAGAGAGCACCAAAAACGGAGUCCCUCUGUUCUACAUCCCUCCUGGCUCCACCACCCCGGUUCUGUCUUUGCAGCACGGUGGAUCCAAAGACCCGUCUCAGUCCCAGUUUGCAUCCUACUGGAAACCCAUCCUCUCCAUGGACACCAACUUCUGGCAGAGAUGGUUUCACAUGCACCGCAUCGCCAUCAUCCUUGAACAUGACUUGCCUGUCCCUAAACAUCUGCACACAGCUGGUAACAACGGCCGCUACAGCACCAUCCAGUGCCGGAUCUCCCACUCUGCCCUCACAUCCCUGUUGAGGGACUGCAGCAGCUUUGUGUUGGUAGAAGGUUACUCUUACGUCAAGCUCAUUUACGGUCAGUCGGAUCAGGUCCCCUCGUCGUUUUACCUGGUCCGCCUGAUCUCCAAGACUCCCUGCAUGGUUUUGCGUCUGGGCUUCCCUAUUGGGACACCGGCAAGCAUUCGAAACAAGAUUGUAGAAGAGCUGCGGGAGCAGAUCCUAAAGCUUCGCUUCCCUCACCGUGUUCAGAGCAAGGAAGCAACUCCAAAGACCAAGAGGAAGACGGGUGGACAUGUGUCUCCAUCUAAAGCCCCCUUGGUUCAAGUGACCAAGCCUGCCCUGUCUGACAGACCUUGUGUGGUGCUCCUCAAUAAACCUCUGGAGAAGUUGCUUAUAAGGUAUGACAAGCUGCCGCUGGACUUCAGGACUCCCUUCAUCUUCAGCAUGGAGAAUUUCCCGGUGCCUUUUAACAGCACUGUGCCUCUUAGCAUAGCAGCCAACCGGACGGCCUCCUCCACCCUGGCCUCGCUGUCGCGCUACUUCCUCCACAGGCGCUGGGUGUGGGCCGUGCAGAGCAGCCAGGGGGCAGCGGUGACCACACAGGCCAUCGCUCACAUCCUUUCCAUGCUCUCAGAGAUUCGUCUGUCAGAAGGUUUUCACUUUGCUGCCAGUGGGGAGGGCAUUGUUAACAUGGUGGUUGAGCUGCCUAUGAAGAUCUCAGGAGACGACCCAGACCAGGAAGGACACUCCUGCAUCGUUCAGUACAUUUUGUUUCCUCCUCACUCCCCCUCCAGUAAGGACAGCUUCUCUACCGACGACGACAACGACACGGAGGUGGAAGCUGUGGACAUAGACAUGGAGCUGAACCUGGUAACGGAAUGCUGGGUGGAACCUCAGAGUGGCUCAGUGCUGAACUGCACGGACCAGCACCGACACUUCCAGGGCCUUGAAUACCAGGACAUUCCACUAGCGAUUUUCCCCAGGGACCUGGCCUGCAUGUCCACCAUGAUGACCUUUGAGUAUUUGAACCAUCUUUGCCUUAACAAGGAGCAGGUCUGCUCACUACCCUCUGCACAAAGGGUGGAGCAAGCAGAAGUCUCAACGCUGGAGGAUAGCAUCCAGAUGGUUCCCUUCCAGUUUGAUCUCAUACAUCUUCUUCCAAACUGCCAGCAGGUUGAACUCUUCUUCCUAACAUUCACUGCAGAUAUAGAAAAUGAAGAUCUGGGUCAACAGCCCCCCACCCUUCCCAAUGAGCUACUGCUCAGCCUCUUCCACAGCAGCCUGGAGCAGGAGCUUAGUGACAGAGAGGUGCCGCUGGCUGCAGCUGACCACGCUGCCUUCACCGACCAUGUUGUGGAGCGUGAACGAGACGGACACGCCGCUCCUUUUUCGCUGUCGCUGGUUAAAGAGCGAAGAGACACAGCCGACAGUAGCAAGGAGGUGAUGGGAUCUACAAGCACCUUACAGAGCUUCAGCAAUGCAGAGCUUGUUGAUGAGGAGCCUCUGUUCAGAGAGAGGGCUUCCUCUGUCCCACAGUGGAGGUGCUACGCCAAGUACAUCAGCUCCCAGCAGCUUUUCCUCACCUUCCUCCCUGCUACCUUCACAGAUGUCCUGAUGCUUAUGGCAUCAGGAGCUGAGCCUGGAGGUAUGGUCAGCACACAAGAGGACGAUACUCUGACUCCCAGCAACAAGUCUCAAGAAGACUCUCUGUCAGGUUCCACCAGUGGACCCGACAGGUCAGAGUCCACCCUGACCUACCUGGUCUCUAAGCUGUGCAGGAGCUCUAGCUGUGGGAACAUCUCAGCCAGGUCCUCCCUCAUUACAUCCCCAUCUGAGAGUCACACUGAGCCUGAGGACUUGUCGCCUGUUUACGCGGACAGCAGGCAGUCAGAGGUGGAGGCUGGGACACCGGAGUCAGAACCUGUGGGAAAAGAAGCGGUCCAAUUUUCCGAACCAAAGAAAGAAAAGUUGACCUUUGGUUUCAGCAGGCAGGUGUCCCAGCAGAGCACCUCCAGCAGCGGCCAGUUGAGGUGUCCACUUUAUGUGUACAACUGCUCACUGGAGAACCUAAAGGAGCAACUGGUGCACCCCAACUCCCGCUGCCAGCCCAAGGACAUCUUCCUCAGGUCAUUGUCUCAGGACCGCAGUGGUCUGUCCAGCUGGACAGACAUCCUGUCUCAUCCUCAGAAGCAUAAGGAGCUGGCCAACUACUGCAGCCUGCUGCAGGAGCACUACCACCAGAGUUAUGUUAGAGGUGUGUACCGCAGCCUGCAGCAGGCCUGCAGCAUCAGCUCCCCAGACAUCCUCCUGGCCAUGGACUACUGUGAAGAGUCUCUUCAGGAGAUCGACAUCACGGCUUUCCUUCAGACUCUAUGUGGUCACAUCAGGGGCUUUAAGGAGAGAAGCAGGACUCAGAGACCUGGAGGAGGUCCACAGCUUAGAAGAAUGCCUUCCUUCAGUAUCGGACCGGUGGACGAGAUGCCCACUAAAACCAGCACAGGCGUAGCCAACUCCUGCAGCAGCAGUGAAGUUGAAGACAGUUCUGAAGGUGAAUCUAAAGGGAAGGCUUCCCAGCAGAACCAGGAUGAUCCCAAACUCCCAGCCUUUCCUCUGACCCUGCUGCAGACGGAACCUAGGUGUGACGUGUACCCAGACCUGCACAAAAUCAUUCAGGAGAAGUUUUUGAGGAUCCUGUCUCAGCACUUUAAGAGCGUCCCGUCCAACCCGCACUACUACUUCUAUUGUCCUCUGUCGGCCCAGAAGGAGGUGGACUCUGAGGACGGUGGCCAUGAGAGGACGCCCAGCGAGGAGCCGACAUCAGACGCCGAGCCCACCAGUGAGGAAGAGAACGCAUGCGGCUCCUGUUUGCUGGAGAGCGACCCGGACCUGGAGGUGGCGUACGAGGAGCAGGCAGGAACCAGCUCCCAGUCGGACUCCAACACGGUCAACCAGGACCAGGACUCCUUCAGCAUCCUGGACGGAGAGUCUCUACUGGAGGCCGAGGUUCUGGUUCCAGACCUGCCCCCGCUCUUCCUCCAUGUCACGUGUUCAGUUAACAUGAACGGCGGCCAUGGAUCCACCCCCACCCGGACCCUCCCCACAUGCCUCGGGCAGAUCAUGUCCUGCUUGGAGAACCCAGAGCACCUCCAGAUGGUGGACCUGACGGAGCUCUCAGUGACCCUGGACGUGUUCGUUUUGACCCUUCCCCUGGAGAUAGAGCUCAUGGCCGAUUACCACCACAACAGGUACACCUCAGAGAGCAGCGUCUCCCUGAGCCGAUCUCCGGGCCUGCCCUCCUCUUACCGCUCUGAUGACGAGCAGAUGGCGGCGCUGGACGGCCUCAGAGGGUCUGGAACAGAGAGAGUCUCUGGGGAUCCCUUGUCUAAGUUCCCACUUACCCACAGACUGGCGGUUCUGUCCACGCUGGAUGAGAUCCGCUGGCUGCUGGAGGACGAAAUCGUUUCCGCUCUGCGUCACUCCCGGGUCAUCGCCUCGGCAACCCUGAAUAAAGUGGCCGAGCAUGUGUUCCAGUCCAACGGACGGCCGCACUGCCACUGUGAGGAGGUUCCCCUGCAGUUUGUCUUUGGGCCAGAACAGUCACUGGAAAAGUUCAAAGAGGAGUUCUCCAGAUUGUCGUUCUCUGGUUACAUUCUGAAUGGAGUGGAGGACAACUUCUACUACAUGUCCCUGAGCAGACACCACCCAAAGAGGAUCCAGGCCAACCACAGGUUGUCCCAAACCACCACCACACCCCCACAGGACCCUGAAGAACACAUGGAGCCUCUGAUGCUGGACAGAGAACCAGAAGCUGGGAACAUCCGGCAGGCUGCCUUCCAUCUUCAUGCAGAUCCUUUCAGGGAGCCUUCUACUGCUGCUACAUCAGAGGCUGGAGAAACGGCUGGAGCCAAGAAGCUGGACUCGGCAGACGUGGCGAGCUCGAGCCCCCCCCAGCCCGAGUCCACUUCUCCCCCAAAGACGGCCUCCAGCGUUAGCCUGGCCGAGUCCUCUCACAGCUGCAGCAGAACCAGGCCCAGUCGUGUCCAGAGCGUCGUGUCCAGCCAGGGAAGUCUGGACUCAGACAUGCAGGGCUACGAUGGCGGCAGCAGCGACUCAGAGUGUGAGAGUCCAACCUCUGACGAGCAGGAGGCCCGCUCCCCUUCAAUGCCAGACUUCUGGCUCAUCGUCAGGAUCCAUCUGGACCGAGUGAAGGUCUAUUCCCAUGCCAGGUCGAUGAGCGAAGGCAAACAGCUGUGUGCUGAGGAGCUAGGCGGGAAAGAGGAGGAGCAGGAGCUUCCGGAGUUCCUGGAGCUGCAUCAGACCAUGGUCAGGAGGAUCGGCGAAGUGUGCCGCGUCGUCAACCAGCGCAUGCUGCUCCAAGACCUGCAUGACAGCCAUAUCUGUCACACGCUGCUGGUGGCUGAGAGCGAGGAGGACAUCUGGAAGAAUGACUCCCUCUUCAGGCAGAGGCAGAACACCUCUGAUGACUAUGGUACAGAGGAGAGCUACCAGGCCAGAGACUACCUGGCUGCCACCAUGCACUUCAUCCCUGGACACUUUGCCUGUGACGUGGUGUGGAGCACAGUCAUCCACAUCCAUCCACGACUGAAGAUGGGACCCAACAUGGGGGUGUCCAGGGCGAUCCAGGCCCUUCGCUCCGUGCUGAACUCCUUCUCUAUAGUCAACAGGAAGAACAUGUUUGUCUACCAGGAGCGUACGACUAAAUCUGUCUUUUACCUCCGACUGUGUGAAACCUCACUGACGAGCAGAUACCCUGACCUGGAUGGAAACCUUCAUAUGCCCCCCCGGCCCUUGGGGCUGGUUAGAAGCCAGGAACCUGUUAAUCCUGAAGACCAGAUGGGCCCCAGAUCUUCAAUUGAAGGCUCCCGUCCAGUAGGACAGGUGGACAAGCACAUCCUGCUGCUGGUGCAUGGAGUGGGGAAUGCAGGUCCAGAGAUCACAGAUGAGCUGGUCAAGUUGCUUCGGAAGCGUCUGGAUGAAACCACCUUGGACAUUAUCACAGUCAUGCUGGUUCGGAACUGUAAGCUGACUCCUGCUGAUGUGGAGUUUAUCCAGCCCUCAGGAUCGCCUGCCACUGGGAUAAUGACCUUCGUCCUGCCACAGUACUGCCUCUCCUGGCUGUCUACCAUAGCCCACUACCUCAGGCAGAACCUCCUGAUCUUCCUGCAUGUACCCAAGUAUACUGACAGCAACACAGCACAUCACUUCAAGCAUUACUUUCCUCUGAGUGGCGACUCGGCUGACUCUGAUAUAUACCUCUACAACAAGCCUGGAGGCCAGGGCACAGGAGGAAAGGGUAUUGCCUGCAUUGCAUUGUCCUUUGUGGAUGCUGAAGGGCAAGCCCUCCAGGCUGCAGCUCAGAGCAGCCCCCCCACGCCCAGAAGUGAGCCCUGCCCCAUUCCUUUCCACCCUGAACAUUUUGAGGAGCUGACGACUGUGAUGAAAGCAGAAAACAUCAGCUCCAGAUCAGCCCAGCUUUAUGUGCGCUUUGACAUUUGGGAACAAGGGAACAUCAGCCCCUUACAGCUGAGCAAUAAACUGCAGGGGGCGCUGCGCCAUGCGCUCUGUGACGCCAUCAUGGAGCUUAGGGUCCUUCCCAAUCCUCUCUGUGUUGGUGUCCAGAGAGAAGAAACUAAAGGAGCCUCUCUGGCGGAGGUGAAAGAAAGCAGGGACAGCCCCAGGCAGCGCAGCGGCUCACGGGCCUUCAAGGUCGGCCCUUCUCCCAUCAACCUGACCCAGCCUGCCGGGAGCAACCCGCUGGCCGGUACCGGCACCUCAGAGUCCACCACGCCCACCAGUAAAAGCACCCGCCGCAGCUUCUGGGACAUACUGAGCAAACCCGACUCGGCAGAACUUGGCAUCCCCAAGACCACGGAUGACAUCAUCCAAGAGAAAGGGGAGGAGGAGGGGCGGGCGGCGCGGCGCAGACACAAGACGGAGAACGUGAAGCAGCAGUGGAGUCAGGAGAGGGCGGCGGAGCUGGAGCAGGCUCAGAGGAGGCAGCUGCAGGAGGGCGACACCGGCACCCUACACCACGUCUACCAGGACUGCUGCCAGGCAUGGAUCAGCUUCAUGGCCAAACUUGGCUGCCCCUCCAUCCAGCAGUGCACGGCCGGCAUUGCCUCCAACUUCCUGCUGCCCUCCAUCCUGACUGAGAUCUCCAACCUGGUCAGCUCUCUGGCCGCUGACACCACUGUGAAAUCCUUUGAGAGGACCAGCUCUCCCUCUGGAGAUGUGUUCGUCCCCGUCCUCCUGGUCCAGCAGCUCAGCCACCCUCCAGACGCCAAACGAAGCUUCAUUCUCAUUGGACGAAACUUCCACCAGUGGCACUGCUGCACAGAGCCAGACGACAGUUCAGAUGAGGAAAGCUGCGCAGGGCUAAAUAGGUUCACACCUCUGAAAGGCUUCCAGCGCUUCGAGGCCCCGGAGCAGAGCGACUCCCUCAGUCCUAGCCAGGCCGAGGCAGGACAGGCCCCCAGGCAGAGGUUCCUGUUCAUCAGCAUCCAGGACAAAAGGGUGACUCUGUUCAGCUAUAACUGGUCCGUGGAUCUAGGCGCCGCCCUGAACCGCGACUUGGUGCGUCUGGUGAAGUGGCAGAACGCCAGGGCUCACGUUGUCCACUGCCUGUUCAACCAGAAGAUGGGCCUCUUCCAUCACUUCUGCUUCUCCGACGCACCGCUGCAUGAACUGGACUCCAAGCUGGAUCCAAACCCGUUCCUGGGCCCCUCCAUGGAGCCCGACGCCCUGCUGCGGAGCGCCGUGGCCCCAUCCCCCAGCAAGGAGCAGGGGAGGCUGGGCGGUUCUGGACGCAGUCUGGCUCCGCUCCAUUUCCCCUCAGAGCUGCUGCCCUUCGACGAGGCUCUGAGGGACGUCUGCACCAUCAGGCCCCUGAUGGAAGGAGACGCUGUGCUUCGACACGGGAACCAGCUUCUGGAGAUCAAGGCUGCCGAGCGCAGAGAGAUGGAGAAGCAGAUGAAGAUAGAAAACCUGUUUGUGACGUGGCAGCAGAGGUCGGCCCAAUCUAACAUGCCCAUAUCAGGGACCGACCUGGACACUCUGAAGCAGUCCUCCAGGCUGGUCCACUACUGCGCCACCCCGCUCCUGUUUGACCCGGGCUUCAGGAAGCAGAUCCAGGAGGAACCGGGCUUUGAGCCCGUGGUGAAGAAACGCCAUCGUUCCAGCGACUCCACUGCGUCGGGCCGAGAUCGGAGCUGCAGCACGGAUUCGGCCGACAUGCUUCCCAGCCGGCUGAAGGAGGAGCCGUGGCUGCUGGAGAUCUCCAACACCUUCCUUCAGCAGUACGUCCAGUACCUGCAGAGCAUGGGCUUCAUCCUGGUCCAAGUCCGGCCUCCAUCUCCUGCUCGCAGCGUUGCCAGGGCGCGCGCCGCACUGCUCAGCUCCAUGUCGCUGGAGGGAAGGAUGUCUUUCUCCUAUGUGAAGCAGAAGAGUGAGGACAACCCUAAGGCGUCAGCGGCUGGCACCGCCUCCUAUCACCUCCAGAGGGCGCUGCCAGGAGGGAUCGUGCUGAUGGAGCUGGCCUUUCAGGGAUCCUACUUCUGUGUCAAGCAGUACGCACUGGAGUGUUCCCGCAUCCCCAUGGGUCAGACGGUCAACUCCCAGGGCACCCUCCUCACCAAACCUCGUUGCAAGCCGUUUCCAGACGCCGCCCCAGUGUGUGACUGUGCGCUGUCCAUGCUCUUCACUGAGGAGUGCGAUAAGGUUCGGGACCUGAUGCACGUCCACUCCUUCAGCUACGACUUCCACCUGCGGGUCGCUCACCAGUACUUGGUCGGGUGCCACAUGACGCUUCGACAGGGCUACCAGCUCACAGACUUCCUGGAUGACUUCAUCUGCCAUUACCCGGAUAUUCCCAAGUUUGGCCGCAAUCACGUCUUUCAAGGAAGCUUCUCGGUCUCCACGGCGAUGAUAACAGCCCACCAGCUCUACAACUACAUCAUCGACCACGCCAGCACGUACAACAUGAAGCCUCUCCGCAUGUCCAAGGCCGCAGCCGCUGCUGACAGCAGAAAGGGGAUGGCAGACCUGCAUGAGUACGCGCUGGUAGCUCUGUGGAACAGUUCUGGCUCCUACAAAGACCUGGAGGGCCUCCACCACCACGACGACUUUGACGUGUCUCUGGUGGUCUGCCAUAAUGCUGCUCCUUUCGAGAAUCAGUCUGAUGGGGAGAGGCAUUUGCUGAGGCUGCGGUUCUACGUCAUCAUGACCAGUCAGAGGGAGCUGUUCCCCCAUCUCACCGCAGACAUGCGCCGCUUCAAGAAGCUGCCCCAGAUCUACCGGGAUCCCAACGAGCAGGGCGGUCGCCCCCCCCGAGAACGAGCAGAGAGCAGCAGCUCAAAUGGAGAAGGCCAAGACCUCUGGGAGGAGAGGACCUCUGAAGGUUCUGCUAUCUCGGCUCCCAGCGACGGCAACGAGUUUUAUCCUCUGACAGGAGGACGGCCGGGGACCCAGGGGCUGCUUUACGGCUCCCCUCUGUUCCCUCUGCUCAAUAACGAGGUGGCUUCAGCCCGCAAACAGAUCCAGGCCAGCGUGGAGCAGGCCAUGGGUCACUGCCGCCGAGACAACCUGUGGAGGAGGCUGUUCCAUGGAGACCAUGUGGCCCUGGACAAGCUGAAGCUGGCCAGGCUGUCCUUCACAGAGCUGGAGGAGCUGCUGCAGGCGGUUCAGAGUCACUCAGUGGGGGACAUCGACCCCCAGCUGGAUUAUUUCCUCAACAUGAGUCCAGCGUGGUACCAGAGCCUGAUCAAAGUCCUGUUGACCCGAUUCCCUCAGAGCUGCAGACACUUUGAUGAUAACGGCGUCCAGUAUCUGGCGGUUCUGAACCAGAAGUUCACAGACUGCUUUGUGUUGGUCUUCCUGGACAUCCAAGCAGGAAAAACUAGCCUGAAGGUUGUUUUCCGAGAGCCGCUGCCGUCUCAGCCUCAGGCCAGCAACAGUCCUCCUCCUCAGCUGGUGUCCAUGUACCACCACCUGGAGUCCGUCAUCAACACGGCCUGCUACAACCUGUGGACUGGACUGCUGUAGAGCUGAGCCCAGCCGUGCCGCUCAGGUUCACCCAUGACUGAUUGACCAGGGGGUGCUUGGAGUGAGCUGAGGUGUUCCAGGUUUGAUGGUCCGACUUCCAACUCUGCUGGUUCUGUUCUGAAGGAAACCGGCUCUACAUGACGAUGUGGUGUUAGGAGGUCUGCAGGAGCCAACGGCAGCUCCAGGUUAUGGACUUCCUGUUUGCCGCUCAUCCCGAUGGCUGGAACCAUGAAGGGACGGCUUGUUUCUGAGGAGGCUCACAGUCCGCCUGAGUCUGAGAAUGGAUCAGAACCAGGUCUGUCCUGAGAACAGGCUCUGGGCAAAAUGCUGCACUAAUGGAAUCCCUGUGUAAAUAAGCUAAACUUUCUACCUAAUUCUGAUGAACUGAAUGCAUCAGGAGGCUGAAUAAAGUGGGUCUGAAGUGUGCAGAAACCUUUGGUCUCUUCCUGUUUCUGCUCCAGAGAAAAGGUGGUUUAAUGUGAUGCUGUUAUAGAAAUGAACUCCAAACCUUCAGGUGAAUAUUGCUUCCCAUUAAAUGCUAGAAAAUAUGUGAAAUUAUAAACAGGCUCAAGGUCCUGGAAAGUUUUUAAAACUGA
This is a messenger RNA of Cyprinodon tularosa, 11483 nucleotides long. RefSeq names its product SZT2 subunit of KICSTOR complex (gene szt2). The record is from RefSeq and is a predicted model, not a curated record. Gene Ontology annotation, cellular component: peroxisome. NCBI's taxonomy places the organism in Eukaryota, Metazoa, Chordata, Actinopteri, Cyprinodontiformes, Cyprinodontidae. The coding region runs from base 1 to 10887 and encodes 3628 amino acids. The transcript has 74 exons.